AUGGCUGAUUCACGACCACUUAAAAGAAUUAAAACCACUACUUGUGAUGAGAAAACUACUAAUAAGAGCAUAACUUGUGGUUUGCCGAUGGAAAUAUUGUUGGAUAUUACUUUAAAAGUUGCAUCUCAAUCGCUCACUGACCUUUGUCACCUUAAACUGACUUCCAAAGAGAUGCUCAAUAUAACAAAUGACGACGAUGUAUACAAGCAUGCUUCUUUGGAUACAGUCCCCUUCUUUCGAUUGCAAGAUAUACCACAAGAAGCUUCAUUCUUAAGUCGUUGCAGAUCAAGCGGUAACUUAGAAUCUCUCUAUAGAGAAGGCAUGGAAGUAUACUUCACUAACUUAGAGUUUUACGAAAAGGGAUUGGAUUUGGUACGCAUGGCUGCUGGGAAAGGGCACAAAAGAUCAAUGUAUGCCUUUGCCAUGAUUGUUCUAAUGAGCAGCAACACAAUAAAAAUAGCGUUUUUUGGGACCCAAGAAGUUGAAGACGCUUUGGGGUACCUGAGAAUCUUAAGGAACCAGAAGUGUGUGCUUCAGUGCAGGAGCGAUGUUGCCGAAUUCGUUCGUUGUUUGAGGUGGAAUAAUAUGCGUUCUAAUCUUGUAGUGCAAGUAAGAAAGCGUUUAUGCAAUAACGUUCCAUGCACAAAUACAUUGAGACUGAGAGUUGGAAGUUGGUGCUUUAUAACUGAAGAUGAUGAUGAGAAUGAUCCGAACAUGUGUGAGAAUUGCAGAUGGGACCACGAGGUGGAAGAAUUUUGCAAUAUGAUAUAG
Neltuma alba is the source of this 771-nucleotide messenger RNA. RefSeq lists its product as uncharacterized. Lineage: Eukaryota; Viridiplantae; Streptophyta; Magnoliopsida; Fabales; Fabaceae. The transcript has a single exon. The coding region runs from base 1 to 771 and encodes 256 amino acids. The record is from RefSeq and is a predicted model, not a curated record.